This is a messenger RNA of Antrostomus carolinensis (chuck-will's-widow), 1138 nucleotides long. RefSeq names its product sorting nexin-14-like. The transcript has 11 exons. Gene Ontology annotation, biological process: autophagosome maturation. Gene Ontology annotation, molecular function: phosphatidylinositol-3,5-bisphosphate binding. Lineage: Eukaryota; Metazoa; Chordata; Aves; Caprimulgiformes; Caprimulgidae. The record is from RefSeq and is a predicted model, not a curated record. Gene Ontology annotation, cellular component: late endosome. The annotation marks the transcript as partial.
AAACAUCACUGAUGACGAAUCGGCGGUGGAUGAACUGAGAGGCGCACUGAGGUUUUUUGCAUCUGUAUUAGUUCGGCGCAUUCACAAGGUGGAUAUUCCAACUGUUGUAACAAAGAAAAUGCUCAAGGCAGCAAUGAAACACAUCGAAGUGAUAGCCAAGGCCCGGCAGAAAGUAAAAAAUGCAGAAUUUUUACAGCAAGCUGCUUUAGAAGAAUAUGGACCAGAACUCCACGUUGCUUUGAGAAGCCGAAGAGAUGAACUUCACUACUUAAGAAAGCUUACUGAACUUCUUUUUCCUUAUAUUUUGCCCCCAAAGUCGACAGAGUGCAGAUCCCUGGCUCUUCUGAUUAGAGAGAUCCUGCCUGGUUCUGUUUUCCUUCCCUCAAUGGAUUUCUUAGCUGAUCCUGACACUGUCAACCAUUUGCUGCUGAUCUUCAUUGAUGAUAGUCCACCUGAGAAAGCAACUGAACCUACUUCUUCAUUGAUUCCAUUCCUUCAGAAAUUUGCAGAGCCAAGAAAUAAAAAACCGUCUGUCCUGAAGCUGGAGCUAAAGGAGAUCAGAGAUCAGCAAGACCUUUUAUUUCGAUUUAUGAACUUCCUGAAACAGGAAGGGGCAGUCCAUGUGCUGCAGUUCUGCCUGACUGUAGAGGAAUUCAAUGACAGAAUUUUGCGGCCAGAACUAUCGGAUACUGAAAAGAUGUCUCUUCAUGAGGAAGUACAGAAAAUUUACCAAACUUAUUGUUUGGAUGAAAGCAUUGACAAAAUUAGAUUUGACCCUUUUAUUGUGGAAGAGAUUCAAAGAAUUGCUGAAGGUCCGUAUAUGGAUGUUGUGAAACUCCAAACUAUGAGGUGUCUUUUUGAAGCUUAUGAGCACGUACUUUCUCUGCUUGAGAACGUUUUUACUCCUAUGUUCUGUCACAGUGAUGAGUACUUCAGACACCUUUUAAGAGGAGCAGAGUCACCAACACGCAAUUCAAAGUUUAACAGGACCACACAGAAGAGAGGAGAAUCAUUUGGAAUCAGCAGAAUAGGCAACAAAAUAAAAGGUGUAUUCAAGAGUUCUGCAAUGGAAGGAGCUAUGUUGCCGAACUAUAACUUAAAUGAAGGAGAAGAUGACUUUGUGAGUAAAAGCUUUUAA